Molecule: messenger RNA, 128 nt
Organism: Cetraspora pellucida
Lineage: Eukaryota; Fungi; Glomeromycota; Glomeromycetes; Diversisporales; Gigasporaceae
Source: the annotation of a GenBank genome assembly
AAAAGAAAAAAGAAAUAUUCACAAACUUAAAACCCAAUACUGAAUCAUAUUUACAACAUAAUACAUCUGUACUUACCAAAUACACUUUUGAUAACUCUUACCAAAAAUAUCCCAAAAAAGAUAAUUAA